Aspergillus oryzae RIB40 is the source of this 4959-nucleotide messenger RNA. RefSeq names its product mitotic regulator LTE1. Lineage: Eukaryota; Fungi; Ascomycota; Eurotiomycetes; Eurotiales; Aspergillaceae. Bases 1 to 4959 code for a protein of 1652 amino acids. Gene Ontology annotation, molecular function: guanyl-nucleotide exchange factor activity. Gene Ontology annotation, cellular component: plasma membrane. The transcript is spliced from 3 exons. Gene Ontology annotation, biological process: positive regulation of GTPase activity; Ras protein signal transduction. The record is from RefSeq and is a predicted model, not a curated record.
AUGGAGCUGAAUACGUCGCUCGUCGAGUCGCCCGGUGGGAAACCUGGUCAUGCACAAGGCAAAUCGAUAACAGCUUUACUCGAACGUAACUUCGGUUCGAAUACGCAGAGCAGUCUGGAGGACAAGAAUGCGACAUGCACUUUGCGACGCGCCCACACAGUGGCACAGGGAAAGAACGUGGGUGAGAAAACAAAAGUGGGCUCGAAGACAGCAAGGGAGAGAAUAGCAACCUCGUUUCUACGGGUGAAGGAUAGCCAUGAAUUGCUUCGGAAGCGUUCCUCUAAACGACUUGACGCCCCGGCCUCUCCACGUGAUACGCCUGCAGCAGCGAGGGAACCGAACCAUUUCACGGUUGGAAAUGUUGGUCAGAAUGGAAAGAUUUUCCUGAGACCGAUUCGUAACCAGUCUCUCAAGGAACCUCGUCCGCAGCCCUUUGCUCCGUCCGUCGACCAAUCUAAAGGCGAGCACGUCCACUCGCGCGGACUCGAUGCUCAUGGAGUGGACGAACCUUCGCGGUGGUCCAAUUCGCAGCUCUCGGAGCUGCGCCCGGAACUCAUACCUGAAGAAACGUGCGACGACGGUCAGUCGAUCAAAACAGAAUCGACGCGAUCUGGACCAUAUCGUUCCCUCCGCCGUCCGCGUCCCAGAGCGCGCUCUUUUUCAACAAUCUCGGAGCAGGGAUCAACCUUUCGUGCAGGAGCCAACGGGGAAUUCCGUAUCUUCAUUGAUCGACCGGAGGACCGACCCAAGUCUGCAGAUGGAUCUUUACGCCCAACCCUGGGGACCUCCAUACCUCAUUACGGCUGGGACUUUUCCUAUUAUGGUGCCGAUGGAAGCACUCCCCUGUACAAUUCUAUAUACUCGAGGGCCUCAUUAUCCGACAACUUUCUCGCCGCGCGCUUCUUGCGGGAAAGUAUGAACCCUGGCCCGAUCUCUGAUGUUUAUUUUAGCCAACCAGAUAGGCCGUCCUUUGCCGCCUCAAUGUUCUCGGGAACACCUGCUAUAGAGUUAACCCGGGGCUCUACUGCCACCGACAAACCAAUUUUAUACGAGCUAAAGGAGCCCAUUGAGCCGUCCAUCUUCGAGAAUUUGGUUUUACAGAUGGAUGAUGAUACGGUGGUUCGGUAUGUUCCUCGUACCAAGGAUAUCAGCGCUGCUACCCCGGCCCGCAUCGUCGCCCAGAUAUCGUCCGAAUCUUUCAUGGAUUAUGAAUUGGUUUCGGAUUUCUUCCUCACCUUUCGUUCCUAUCUUUCCGCCAGCUCUCUCCUCGCUCUUUUGCUUGCACGUCUGCAAUGGGCGAUUAACCGCCUGCAAGACGAUGGGAGAAUCAUUCGUAUUCGCACGUUUGCAGCUCUUCGACAUUGGAUCUUGAAUUACUUUGUCGAUGAUUUCAUUCCCGACUAUGACCUUAGGGUUCGUUUCUGUGAAACGAUCAAUCGUAUGUAUGAUAAUGUCAAGGCUCGAGAAGGUGGUGGAACGAGUGAUUCAAAGAUUCUCAUCGACCUCAAACGAUGCUGGUAUGGAAGAUGUUCUGCCUACUGGGAUUUUCAGGACCAACACAUCGCAUAUCACACCCCUGACUACCUCAUUGUUCCGGGAGGUGAUGAACAGCUAGCGACAAGCUGUGCUGAAAGCCAACUGAGAAUGGUGCGUACUACAAGUGGCCAGGACCGUGAAGGCCGGCCUCGGCCACCACAUGUGCGGAAUGAUUCAUCAGCUACAGCCAAGAGUAUGCCAGUUUCGGCGGACAGUGACCGGAGUAUUCACGCAACGUCGUGUUCGCUACCACCUAAAUCUCCCAAACGCCUCUCGAUGGCAAUCAUGGACACCAAGGGCCCACAUCCAGUGCCUCUUGCGCCUUUGAAACCAGUGGGGUCCCUGCAGGAUCCCCCUACUUCUUCCCCAGUCACAUCGAGGCGCUUUCCCUUCCAUAGCCAUGCACAUAAGCGAAGUGGUAGCUUCUCAGAUUCUGCGCGGGACGGCAGAGCGCCUUUAUCUUUGCUCAAGCUCGACUCCCAAGGGAACCUCUCAGCCCCGGAUACCUUGAACCUCGGUAGCUUAAUACGCGGUGAGCUAUAUGCUCCGGCUGAGUCGUAUAUGACAAUGAUGGCCCCGCCGUCCCCCCCUCUGCCGUCGUCUUCUGGCACGGACCGGCGAAGCCAACCUGAGGAGACAACCAAGCCUGCUACUUCGAGUUCUGGCGUUAAGACGAUCAUUGGGUCGAUUCGCCGUGCUCUGAAUGGCAGAAAUGGGGGCCAAGGUACCUCUACGCGGAACACUAACGGGCCCUUCGCCCUGUCAACUCGAGGCAAAACGUCAGCUAUGCCAACAAAUGUCGCGUUUGGUUCGGAUUACUACCGAGACAGAAAGGCAGCGACCGCGGCCAAGAAACCGACGAGAAUCGAUAUCCUGUGUGAUAGGUCGUUGCAGCAGUAUCACCGUGCCCUUGCUGGGUAUGCCGAUGCCAAAGAAGUUGAUCCAGUUCAGGAGGCGGGUACUCUGCGGUCCAGAAGAUCCUGGCUCGCCGGCGUGGAUGUCGAUGAACUUGACCACCCGGUCCUUCGGCCUGACCAAGGUCGAGCUAAAAGCGUAUUAACGGGUGGCAGUAAAUCUAUCGUCAUCGUUGAUGACACUGGUCUGAGAAGUCCUCUCAUGUCGGGCGCCGUUGGUCUGGAACAACCCCCUGGCUUUCUGAACGGAGAGAAUUCAACCACUACCCCGAGAGCUGCUUCUUUCUAUCCUCAAUCCCAAAGAUCAACAGUUGCCGGCGAUCAAUAUACGUUGCCCAUAUAUUUUGACGACAUGGACUCUAGAUCGUUAAGCAGAGCCUCCCAGUCUCUCCGUCCGCCAGGCCUCUUUGCAUCACAAAGAUCUAGCUCUGUAGGGCGUGGAUCGACAUCCUGGAAAAGGACGUCACCAUCACUUCGUCUUCGCAAGUAUGCUUCUUUCCAGAGCGGAAUAUCAAGACAGCGUCUAGCAGUGGUCGCCGAGCCAGAUCUUCCGAGUCUAGACCAAGGCUCGCAGGGAAAUCUUGAGAAACCGGCUGGUCCGACACUUCGCAGACGGCCUGGUGGAGAUCUACGUCAGAUGCGAGAUGGCCUUGGCAGUCCAUUACGCUCACAUCCAGCGUCUUUUAUGUCAAAUACCACCUACCGAAGUUCUACCGCUGGUAGCGGAGCCACUUACACAACGGAUGUCCAUUCCAGGCCUCUAACCCAUUUAAUUCCUCCUAACCCCCGAUUCUCCCUUCUACAAACACAUUCAUCACAGGACCUAAGGCGGUCAUUUGAGGCAGCCAUCGCGCAGUUUGCGCAAAUCCCAGACGACGACGACGGGGGAGUCGAGUCAGCAUUGAUGAAGCUUGAAGGCAAAUGGACAGGAGGGUCCACUGACACUGCUGCCGAGCCACAGCAAAGCACCCAGGUUCAAGGUAGUGCACGUGAACAAGAGUUCUACGACACUCAUACUCGCGCGGUAUGGGACGCUGGGGUCCAUAGACGCCAAACCUUGGCCAGCGAAAGUUCGACUUAUUCGCACUUUCGAGGGCGCAGUGUUCCUCGCAGACCUUAUUCCGAGUCUCUCGCAGAGUCGGAAGACUCGUACAGCUCUAUACCUCUUCUUGAGCGUGGACUGAGCGAUGAAUCAAUGAAAAAGCCUAGUCAGAGCCGAACCAGUUCACAUCAAGCUGCGCCUGGUCGAGUCCAGCCGAGUGAUGCUUCAAGUAAAUACACAUGGGAUACAGAAUCAUCCCACCCUUCCUUCGAUAUCGUCAAGGAGAGCGAGAGUAUUAAGCGCAUUCCACGAGGGUCAACAUUCCCGGCACCUCACGGCUUCAGUCACCGUCUCUCUGGCCUUUCUGAAGAUUCAGCUGACUUAAUCGAUUCCCACGAGGCGGCCGAUCAACGGCUUUCAUUGUAUACUGACAGCAUGAGCCGAUCGUCGUUAGGUAUACCACGCCAUCCUCUCGCACACCCGCCCACUCCUCCAAUGACCAUACAACAUCGAUCUGUGGCCUCUUGUGCAUCCCCCUUGAAUCCUGCUCUUUUCCAGGCCCCACCCUUGACACCAGAUCCAUCUCCUAGUCGAAACAUCGAGCCAGUGCACGUUCGAGCAAUAGAUACACAACACGUCUCCAGCGAUGUUCUUUCUCGGUCAGAAUGGGACCGUCAACAUCAGUAUCCCGGACCUGACCAUGUGCCUUUCAUCCUCUCUUGUGAAUCUCAAACUCUCGCCCAACAGUUGACGAUAAUAGAAAUGGCUGCACUUAGUGAAAUCGACUGGAAGGAUCUUGUUGACAUGAGAUGGAGUAGCGGAUCUCCCUCGUCGGUGAGCUGGGUGCAAUUUCUCAUGGAAGAAGAGCGCCGGGGCAUCGAUCUUGUGGUGGGACGUUUCAACUUAAUGGUGAAAUGGAUUCUCUCUGAAAUCGUUCUCACACGCAAUAUCCAUGAGCGGGCUCGCACUAUAACCAAGUUCAUCCAUACGGCUGCACAUGCCAGACGCAUGUGUAAUUAUGCGACCAUGCUUCAGAUUGCUAUUGCGCUAUCUUCUACGGACUGCUCUCGGCUUCAAAAAACUUGGGGACUUGUGCCAUCUGAAGAUAGAGGUCUCUUGAAAGAUAUGGAAGUGCUUAUCCAGCCAGUGCGGAAUUUCCAUGACCUUCGUGUCGAAAUGGAAACAGCAAAUGUACAAGAGGGCUGCAUUCCCUUUGUUGGUUUGUAUGUACAUGACCUUACAUACAAUUCUCAGAAGCCGGCACAGGUUGCAGCCCAUGGCGGAGAGCCUUUGAUCAACUUCGAACGCUACCGCACGACCGCCAAGAUAGUGAAAAGUCUUCUUCGCUUGAUUGAUGCUAGUACUAAGUACACAUUCGCGCCGGUGCAGGGCAUUAUCGAACGCUGUCUUUGGAUUGCAUCGCUCUCGGAAGAAGAAAUCCAAACUCAUAGCAAGCAGCUUGAGUAA